Molecule: messenger RNA, 1203 nt
Organism: Dovyalis caffra
Lineage: Eukaryota; Viridiplantae; Streptophyta; Magnoliopsida; Malpighiales; Salicaceae
Source: the annotation of a GenBank genome assembly
AUGGCUCUCUUCAAUACCCCAUCAUCAUCUCUUUUGAAGGCACAAGCUUUCUUUACUAAUCCCAAGAAAAUUUCACCUUUCUUGAUCACUGUUUCUUGCUCAAAAUCACCACCAGAGCCAACAUCAUCACCAUCUCCUGUUGAUGAUAGUGGUGGAAAUGAAAGGCCACAGAAGAGAUUAUCACAGCAAUCAUCAUGGGAAGCUAAGGAUUCAGAGGGAAAAGACUAUCUGUACAGGCUAGGAAAAGAAGCUGAUAACAUGAAUAUUGCAGUUGGAGCUAGGGCUGGUGUUGUUGAUUCUCUUUUUGCUGGCAAUUUUCUUGGCAAAGACUCUGAUAUUGUGUUUGAUUACCGUCAAAAAGUGACAAGGUCAUUUGAGUAUCUUAAAGGCGAUUAUUACAUUUCUCCUUUGUUCCUGGAUAAAGUUGUGUGCCACAUUGUGAAGAACUACCUAGCUCAUCUUCUCAAUGUCAAAGUUCCUUUGAUCCUAGGUAUUUGGGGAGGAAAAGGGCAAGGAAAAUCAUUUCAGACCGAACUUAUUUUUCAAACCAUGGGAGUUGAACCUGUAAUUAUGUCUGCAGGAGAAUUGGAAUCAGAAAAAGCUGGAGAACCUGGAAAAUUGAUCAGAGAACGCUAUAGAACUGCUUCCCAAGUGGUCCAGAACCAAGUUAGAAGCUUUAUCACUCUCACUGUUGGUAUAUUUGAUGCUUUGGGAAAGAUGAGUUGUCUGAUGAUCAAUGACCUUGAUGCUGGCCUUGGUAGAUUUGGAAAUACUCAAAUGACAGUCAACAAUCAGAUUGUUGUGGGCACCCUAAUGAAUUUGUCAGAUAAUCCUACUAGGGUUAGUAUUGGACAAGAUUGGCAGCCUAACCGAGAAGAUAUUGUAAAUAUUGUUCACAGAAUGUAUGAGAAGGAUGGCAUAUCCAGAGAUGAGGUUUUGAGCAUUGUGAACACAUUUUCUAAUCAAGCUUUGGAUUUCUAUGGAGCUCUUAGGUCCCGAACAUAUGACAGGUCAAUUUCUAAGCCUAGAUGGGAAAGUGGCUUGAGGGUAUUAGGUCACUGUGAAAUGUUGAUAUUAAGAUUGCUUUCGAGACAGAAAUCUGGGGAGUGGGUCGAAGAUAUUGGAGGUAUUGAAAAUCUUGGUAAACAACUUCUGAAGCGAAAAAGGAUGAGAAACUCCGUGUGUUUACUCCCCCAGAGGUAG